Messenger RNA from Rhincodon typus (whale shark), 703 nucleotides. RefSeq names its product ferritin heavy chain A-like. Bases 51 to 581 code for a protein of 176 amino acids. The transcript has 4 exons. The record is from RefSeq and is a predicted model, not a curated record. Gene Ontology annotation, cellular component: cytoplasm. Gene Ontology annotation, biological process: iron ion transport; intracellular iron ion homeostasis. Gene Ontology annotation, molecular function: ferric iron binding; ferrous iron binding. NCBI's taxonomy places the organism in Eukaryota, Metazoa, Chordata, Chondrichthyes, Orectolobiformes, Rhincodontidae.
GAAGCUUAAUUCUAGAGUUGUCUUGGUGAUAGUGAGCUGGAAUAGUGAAGAUGGCCUCCCAAGUGCGUCAGAACUACCACAAGGACUGUGAGGCUGCUGUUAACAAGCAGAUCAACCUGGAGCUCUAUUCCUCCUAUGUUUACCUCUCCAUGUUCUCUUUCUUUGACCGGGAUGCUGUUGCCCUGCGUCACUUUGCUGAGUUCUUCAAGGAGCAGUCCCAUGAGGAACGGGAACACGCCGAGAAACUGAUGGCAUUCCAGAAUAAACGUGGAGGCCGGGUCCACCUGCAGGACAUCAAGAAGCCAGAGCAGGAUGAGUGGGGCAAUGGUCUGGAGGCAAUGCAGAGAGCUCUGCAGAUGGAGAAGGAUGUGAACCAGAGUCUGCUGGAUCUGCACAAACUCGCCUCUGGCAACACGGACCCUCAUCUGUGUGACUUCCUGGAGAGGCACUACUUGGAUGAGCAAGUGAAGAUGAUCAAGAAGCUGGGAGAUCACAUCACCAACCUGAAGAGACUGGGAGCCCCUGAGAAUGGCAUGGGAGAGUACCUGUUUGACAGGCUCACCCUGGGGGAGAGUGACUGAACUGACUGCAGGGAGCAAGCUUGUGUCCAAAUGCACAAUCUGCAGGGACUGUGGCUUCUAAUACAUUACAGCCCUUGGCUGCAUUGUAAUUUAGUAAAUGAAUAAACUGUUCAGUGGACUAA